GGAAGCUUCACUUUUGUUGUGGAGCGUAGCGUAACGCCCUCUGGUGAGAGAUUGGCGCGGUGUAGUCUAGCCAGGUACAUCCAACCGAGAAAUAAGUUAGAGCGGUCCAUUUGUUAAAUGCCUUUCAAUGCAUGACAAUGUGCUCAGGUAUAACUGACUAACUGUUGGUCAGAAUUACGACUAUUACAAACAGAGAUGGACGAUGACAAGCCACCCUCUCCAGUCUACGUAACAAAGAAUCGAGUGGAAGCUAAAGAAUACUUCUUCAGGCGGCCUGAAAGUUCUUUUGGAUCGUGCCUGAUAAUAAACAUACCUGAAACUCGGAAGAAAAUAACUGGCGGCACUUUCAUCAGGAAAUUUCGCACAGGAUACGAGGCAGAAGUAAAAGAGCUGGAAUUUAGAUUUGGAUAUGACAGUUAUUAUACAGAAAUCCAAAACGGAGAAAACGUUAUUGGUGAAGUAGACAAAUACAUAGAGCGAAAAGUAAAAGAUGAUGAAGAAGGAAACUUUAAAUCAAAUGACAUUUUCGUAUGUGUGGUGUUAGCAUUUGGAGGACCAGGAUUUUUCUAUGACCCAAAUGGAAAUAAAAUUCCUCUGUCCAGAGUUGUUCAGAAAUUCCAGUCUUGUGCAGGUCUUUUACUUAAGCCAAAGAUAUUCAUUGUUCAGACAUGUAGCAUUGAUCUAAGACCCAUAGGAAAGCAUUUAUUUGAUGAAGGAAUGGAUAAAGACAUGAAAAGAGGUCUUUGGCCACGAGAGGCAGACGUCUUAAUCUAUGAGUCGAAUAUUUCAGGAGAAUAUGAUUGGCAUCCAGGUCUGAUAAAACAUGACCCCAAGAAGUUUAAAGGUGUACCAGGUCUGAAGUCCUGCACCUUCAUCAAAAUGUUUUGUGCGACUUUGAAGGAAAAAGAAAAGAUCAUGAGAAAAAUAGAAAAAGAGAAAAGGGAAAAAGAGGAAAUGAAAGAAAAAGAGGAAAUGAGAAAAGAAGACAUUAUGAAAGAAAUGAGAGAUGAAGAGAAAAGAAAAAAAGAGGAAAUGAGGAUCGAAUUCAAAGAAGUUAUUUUGGGAACUAAUUUAAAGUUACAAAAGUUCAUAAAUAACAAAAUGAGCUGGGAUUUACAGGAGGGAACAUGGAGCUCAUCUCCCAGGUUACCGAUAGUAACAGACCAACUAACCAAAUCGCUGUAUGUUCCUCGCUAUUAAGGACGAGAAGUCACCUAGUGAUAACUGUCAAACUGCAAUAAUCUCCAAUAAUCACCAAAACUCUAACCAUACAUGACAUCGGAUUCUUUUUCAAAACUUUUGUAAAUAUCUUAAAGAUAAGAUGAAAGAUUUGGUAUUUACAUGUGAAUAUUGGAAAUGAAUAAUAUCACGAGCAAAAUGAAAAUGUGAACAUAUGUUGGAUUGUCGUAUAAUUGUGAUGAGAAGGUACAAAGUUUAUUAUUCAAAUUUCCUUUACAAAGCUAUAUAUCCUAAAAUUUGUAAAUAUCUAAAGAGAAAUAUGACAUGUUGCUGUCAAUUUUAAUUGUUUUUGACUAGUCGUGGUCAUUAAAUUUUCUUAUUAUGUCCAAGGAAAGGGUAUUUCAUAGAGAGAUAUUUCUGCUAUUAAUCUAGGUAUAUAUAUUUAUAUAUUGCUUACAAAACCUUUUCAAAAACAAAUCCAUGAUUGAAUGCAAGAUCAAACACUAUACAACAUUGCUAUUGAAUUAUCAUUUACCGUCCACCAACUAGUUUGCAGAACUUAGGUUUUUGUUUUGUGAACUUUCAAAUAAUUCCUGCAUUAAAGAUGUCAUAUAAUUUUUAGCUCACCAGAGCUUUCUGAUCACCUUUUGUCCAUCGGUCUGUAAGCUUUUCACAUUUUCAUCUCCUCCAGAACCACUGGGCCAAUUUCAAUCAAACUUGGUACAAAUCAUCCUUGGAUGAAUUGAAUUCAAGUUUGUUCAUAUUCAGGGCCCCUUUCACAAAAUGCAAAAUAGGAUGGGGUCUUCUAAAAAUCUUCUCAAGAACCACUGGGUCAAAAUGUUUUUAAUUUACGUGAAAACUACCUGAUAUAGAGUAGAUCUAAGUUUUUGCAAAUCUUGGUGCUCAGGGUUGGGUGGGGCCAUAAUAGGGGAUCAAAGGUUUACAUUUAGAUAUAUAGGGAAAAAUUUUAACAUUUUUUCUCUCAAGAACCUCUGGGUCAGAAAAGUGGAAAUUUACUUGAAAGCUUCCUGACAAAGAGUUAAUGCAAGUUUGUUCAAAUCUUGAUCCCUGGGGGUAGGGUGGGGUUGCAAUAGGGGAUCAAAGUUUUAUGUGCUAAUAGGAAAAAUAUAAGUUGAACUAUUUAUACAUUCUUUAUGCCAAGACCUUUCAUGUAAUGCAAUGAUGUGUUCUCUUGUGACCUAGCUGGAAGUUUGAUCUUCUUUUAAUGUUUCAUAUCAUACCAUGAUCUGUGACCUUGUGACCUUGGUCUUAUCCAGAACAGCAAGAUCAUGUUAGUGAUAUUGGUGUUGAGGCAUCUCCGUGUUAUGCGAAUUCAUUUUCAGUUAUGUUGUGAUCCUAUGAGGCUAUGUUAGGGGUCACAAUAUGGGGUCAAAAAUUUUCAUGGGAAUAAAGAUUGAUAAAGUCUUUUAAACUUACAACAGCUGAACAAUGAUGGGGCCAAUGUGACUCAGGUGAGCAAUGUGGUCCAUGGACUUGUUAGUUUCAAAGAAUAUUUGAGUAGUAUAUCUAAUAAUGUACAUCAAACACAGUGAAUGUGAAAAAUAUGUUAAUAUUUGUAAAGUAAUUGAAUUCAUAUAAUAAAUCAUAUGCACAUUA
Ostrea edulis (European flat oyster) is the source of this 2796-nucleotide messenger RNA. RefSeq lists its product as uncharacterized. Gene Ontology annotation, biological process: proteolysis. Gene Ontology annotation, molecular function: cysteine-type endopeptidase activity. The transcript is spliced from 5 exons. The record is from RefSeq and is a predicted model, not a curated record. Lineage: Eukaryota; Metazoa; Mollusca; Bivalvia; Ostreida; Ostreidae. Bases 196 to 1200 code for a protein of 334 amino acids.